Messenger RNA from Diorhabda carinulata, 2129 nucleotides. Its product is annotated as inhibin beta chain-like. Gene Ontology annotation, cellular component: extracellular region. The record is from RefSeq and is a predicted model, not a curated record. The coding region runs from base 53 to 1231 and encodes 392 amino acids. Gene Ontology annotation, molecular function: cytokine activity; growth factor activity. Lineage: Eukaryota; Metazoa; Arthropoda; Insecta; Coleoptera; Chrysomelidae. The transcript is spliced from 4 exons. Gene Ontology annotation, biological process: BMP signaling pathway; SMAD protein signal transduction.
CAGGAUCAAUAAACAAUUGUACUUGGUCCGAACUGAGUUAGCAUCAUACACAAUGAAUUUUUUUACGGUAGCGGUGUUGGUUUUGGUCGCGAAUUCCGUGAAUGUUACCAAAGCGAAAGUUCCAUCCGUAUUCGGUGUGUUUUUUUCAAAUUCUAAAACAGAAAACAAGGAUAAUAGUGUUGAAAACGACGAAACAAAGGAUUAUUCAGUGAUUAAUGAUGAAUUUACCAAGUUGAGGAUAGAAUAUAUCAAGAACCAGAUUUUGAAGAAAUUGCGACUGAAAGAAAAACCUACAAUAACAAUAUCUGAAUUACCCAAACCGGUUAAAGAGUAUGAAAGUCUCCUUCCAAGUCAAGAUAUGAGUAUGCAAAGUAGCUAUUCGGACGAUUUUUAUGGAAAAACGACACAAGCCAUUGUUUUUCCUUAUGAAGAUGAAGCCCGUUGUUGGAGAACGAUCCGUUUUCCUUCUGCGUGUUUACCUUUUCAAAUGCCAAAUGAUAUUCAUACUUCGGAAGUGGCGAUGGCAGAAUUGUGGUUUCACAAAGAAAAAGAUUUUUUAGAUGAACAUAAUCAAACUUUUGUUAUAUACGAAGUUGCCCAUUGGGAUACAAAAAGAAGCUUUCAGAAAACGACGCCUAUUGCCAUUACAGAAACGAGCCUCACUGAGGGAUGGUUAAAAGUUGAUUUAACUUACGUAGUGAAGAAUUGGCUGGAUUUUCCUGAUUUUCCAGUUCAUGCCGUUAAUGUAGUUUGUAAAACAUGUGGAAUGGAUAAAGGAGGGUCACCAGUAUCAUUUACCAACGAGUUGAAACCAUUUUUAGUAAUAUAUACUCAUACCCAACAAAGAAGGACGAUUACGCAUAGACGACAAAGAAGAUCCGCAAACUGUGAUUCUGGAAUAACAGAAUGUUGCAGGGAAAGUCUUUACAUUUCAUUUGCGGACAUCGGUUGGGAUGAUUGGAUAAUUAAGCCAGAAGGAUAUAAUGCUUAUUUCUGUAAGGGUUCUUGUACAACAGCUGCAGCCAUGACUCUUAGUGCCACUCAGCAUAAUAGUAUACUACAAAAAGUUAUGAAUGGUCAUAAAAAACGAAGAGUAGCAGGACCCGAAAUAACACCAUGCUGUGCUGCAAUUCAGUUUCAGCCCCUACAGUUAGUGUAUAUGCAUAGCAAUAAAACUUUAACGACGAAACUCUUAUCUAAUAUGAUAGUGGAUAGUUGUGGGUGUAUGUAGCAAUAAUCAAAGAACUUAUUAGUUUCUUGACAGUAUUGAGAUUCUAGUGAUAUCUGAAGGUCCCAGUGAAUACAUUUAUCAAUGUUUCAAAUAUAAAUGGCUAUUGAUGCUGUUGAUGCGUGAUUGUAGUAUUGAAAGAUGUGAGACUGCUUCGAAUUUCGACAUGUACAUUAUCAAAUUUUCAAGUAAAAAUUAUGGUACAACUUUACUUUGUUCUAAAACUCCUCAACAUUCAUAUAAUGAUGUGCGUCACGAUCUUUUCUUUCAAAUGUAUAUUAUGUCAUAUAUGUAAUAAUCCUAUAUGGAUAGUAAGUAUGGGAAAAAACGUCAAUACGUUACGGUGAUGAUGAUCUCUCUCGUUCAAGACACUUUAUCUAUACUACGCAUGCUUGAGAAUGCCCAGAAUGGAGCUGAAAACUCGGAGGAUAGAGAAAUCGUUGUCAUUCUGUCUUCCUUAGUCGGAAGAGCUUCCACUUAUAGAAACUGUCCAUAUAGGAGUAUUACAUAUAUGCAUUAUGUGAUAAAUCUCUGUAUGAAUUUUAUUUAUGUUUUUAGAACAAAAUCUAAAAGUUGUCUCAGGGAAUCCUCAGGUAUAAAAUGUUGAUACUUUGUGUCUAUUAGAACUUUCUGUUUUUUGAAAGCUUAAGACUUUUUAAUUUAAAAAGAGUGAACGUUUAUGGAAGGUAUUUCGAUUACGAAACUGUCGUUAAUGUAAUUGGAAUUUCAUAAAAAUGUGUUCUUUCAAGUGAGUGUGAUAUUAGAAUAAUAGGAGAUUGUUUGGAGCUUAUUUAUUUAUAUGUAUAUGCUAGGAAUAGUUAGUGUAUUAUUUAUUUAAUGACAAUAAAACAUGUAUUAAGAACUAUAACAAAUUGUAUUUAGAAAUAUAUUAAAGAAAUUA